AUGGAUCACGGCCAAAUGGACCAUGACCAUGGCGACAUGGACAUGGGCGGCGACCAGUGCUCAAUGAAUAUGCUCUUCACCUGGUCAUCCAAGAACCUGUGCAUCGUGUUUCCACAAUGGCGCGUCACCGGCACACUCUCGCUCCUCAUCUCCCUGAUUGCGAUCGUUAUCCUGACCGCCGGCUACGAAUGGGUGCGGGACCUCAGCCGAAGAUACGAGCAGACCCAUAGCGCUCAUCUACAGGCCUUUAGCACAAGCACACAGCCGGAAGGGUCAAGAAUCAACGAAAUAAGCUCAUUGCUUUCUCCAGGAAAGGAUGCGCGGUCCUCGGCCGAACAGAGGGGUACCAUCGUGAAAGCGGCAUUCUAUGCCGUGCAGGUGUUCUACAGUUUCUUCAUCAUGCUGCUAUUCAUGACCUAUAAUGGCUGGGUCAUGCUUGCUGUCGCAGUGGGCGCGUUCUUUGGCUAUCUCUUGUUUGGUGCGCACACGUCUGCUACCAAGUCUGUGGCAUGCCAUUAG
Cyphellophora europaea CBS 101466 is the source of this 519-nucleotide messenger RNA. RefSeq lists its product as uncharacterized. The record is from RefSeq and is a predicted model, not a curated record. Gene Ontology annotation, cellular component: membrane. Gene Ontology annotation, molecular function: copper ion transmembrane transporter activity. Lineage: Eukaryota; Fungi; Ascomycota; Eurotiomycetes; Chaetothyriales; Cyphellophoraceae. Gene Ontology annotation, biological process: copper ion transmembrane transport. Bases 1 to 519 code for a protein of 172 amino acids. The transcript has 4 exons.